Daktulosphaira vitifoliae (grape phylloxera) is the source of this 1784-nucleotide messenger RNA. It is a transcript of the gene Reps, whose product is annotated as ralBP1-associated Eps domain-containing protein 1. Gene Ontology annotation, molecular function: calcium ion binding; protein binding. Gene Ontology annotation, cellular component: plasma membrane; cytoplasm. Gene Ontology annotation, biological process: endosomal transport; endocytosis. The transcript has 12 exons. Lineage: Eukaryota; Metazoa; Arthropoda; Insecta; Hemiptera; Phylloxeridae. Bases 221 to 1645 code for a protein of 474 amino acids. The record is from RefSeq and is a predicted model, not a curated record.
AGUAAUACGUGAAUUACAAUGAGUUUAAUUCAUUUUAAUUCAUUUAAUCAUUUAUACUUUACAUUUCUUGGUCAUUAAAGAUUCCACAAUAACGUAUUUGUUUAACCGAACGAGCAUUAUUUAUCAAAAGAAUGACCCUGAAUCUCUGUAAAUUAAAUUUAGUAAUGUGCUUAUAAUGUGUUUAAUUAUAUUCAGCAAAAAAUUGUAAUUAUUGUUUACAAUGGAAGAUAGCCAAACAAUAAUUGUAAAUAAUGAUCAUAAUGUUGAACGAGCUCACAAUAGCUCAACUACAGAAGCUUCAAGUACAGCCAGUGAUUCACCAACCCCAACAAAUAGUGUUCAAGAUAAGAAUUGGACACAAUGGCGUGGGCCUGUGUGGGGUGAUGAACAACUCCAAUUAUUAGGCACAGAAGAAGAAGCAGACUCGUCUGAUUGUGAAACAGUUUCAACAGCUAAUUAUGUUGGAGUGUGGAGUAUGAAUGAAGAACAAAGUAAAUACUAUGAAGAACAGUUUGCCUCAUUACAACCUAAUCCAAAAGCUGUUUUAGCUGGUUCAGUUGCUAGGAGUUUUUUUGAAAAAUCUCGUUUACCAUUACAUGAGCUUAAAGAAAUUUGGCAAUUAUCAGAUGUAACAAAAGAUGGUGCACUAUCAUUAAGUGAAUUCAAAUUAGCCAUGCAUUUAGUAGUACUUAGGCGUAAUAACAUUCCUCUUCCAAAGAAAUUACCUCCUUCAUUAUUACCAUCUCUUUCCUCUCCAAUAAAAAAUGAUGUAGCAACUACAAAUAUUGUUUCACCAACAAAUAGCAUCAAAAGUAAAGAGUGGACAAAGUUUGUGGAUUCUCCUACAAGCUCUUUAUCAUCACCUGGACCAAAACCUGUGAAUUUUGACUUUCAAAAAUCUUCAGUUGAACAAGAUCCCAAAAUUUUGCAUCCAGUCGCUUUAAGAGUUACUCCUGGUAUUGACAGUUGUGUUGAAAACCAAGAAGUAGAGUUGCAGUCUAUGAAUAAUGAGGAAAUGUUGUUAAUUAAAUCUAUUCAAAGACCACAAGCCAAAAAACCAAGCCAUAUUGGUCCAGGAGCAAUACCUCCUCCUCCUUUGCCUACUUUUUGCGGUGAUGAUAUAAACACAGGACCUGCUAGUUUACCAGUGAUAGCAGCAAAAAAAGAACCUCCUCCUCCACCACCACCACGACCACACCGAGCACAUAUACGUAGUUCCUCUCUUGAUCUCAAUAAAUUUGGAAAAAUUGGAGCAGUUAAUCAUACUCAAGAACCACCAGUUGUCCCGCCUAGAAUAACUCCUAGUCCAAACACAAAUAGUGAAAUAAAUGGAUUAAGACAAAAAAAUGAUAAAACAGAUUCUGGCCAAUUUGCUGACUUUGCUCAGUGUCCUGGAGCUUUUCAAGUUUAUAAAAAGCCACUUUCUGAAUUUCAAAGUAAUGAUAAUUCAUCUACAAAUGGAUUGGAAGUCUUAGGUUCUCGGACUUUGGAAAAUAAUAUGUUUAACAAGUUAGAAGAGAGAAAUGCACAUUUGCGUUUAGUUUGUCAAGAACUACAACAGCAGUUGAACGACCUACGAGAAGAACGUGCUGGAUUACAAUUACUUUUAGAUACAGCUCAUAAAUCAUCACCUCCCUCUUAUUAACUGGGUAUUUUUAUUGCUAGUUAACUGUCAACACAACUUUCUUUGAGUAAUUAUUAAGAUAAUUUUCUAAUUAAAUAUGUAAUGUAACACCCAUCAAAAUAUUUUUUCAUAUCAUUAAAGAUACUCGUUUUAUUUAUUA